AUGGAUGAUAUUGGCCAACCAGAGGGGGCAAUUGAUGCGGGUGGCCCUAGGAGGGAAUUUUUAACCCUUAUCUUGGAGCAUUUAAGAAAUUUCCCUUUGUUUAUUGGUAAAAACCACAGCAAAUUUUUAACAUGUCUUGCCCAGAAUAUGGAAGAUGGGAAUUAUUUUUUAGCUGGUCAAGUAUUAGCCAUGACCCUUGUGCAUGGAGGCCCACCCCCACAGUUUUUGGCACCACAAGUUUUUGAAAGCCUGAUUGAAAAUCCAAAUAAGCAAAGGGGAUGAUGGAUGAUAUAUAUGAUUUGGAGCUUAAAAAUCUUCUUGAAUUCACAAGAUGUCAACAGAAUCAAUGACAUUCUCUCUGAGCAUUCAAGCUUAUUUGAGUUUGCUGGGAUCCUUAGACAAAUCAGAAACCUGGAAGACCGAGACAAACUUGUCAAUCAAACAAUUAACUGGUUUCUUUUUGGGAAGACACGAUCUGUACUCGAAGCACUGAAAGAAGGAAUGAAAACAUUGGGAAUAUUAGAACAGAUUGAGACAUAUCCCAAAGUAUUAGAGCCUCUGUUUAUAUACAAGCAUAAGAAGCUUACUGCUGAUGAGGUUACUAACCUUUUUCAAGUGAAACGCAGUCUUCCUGGAAGUAAUAAAUUUGAAGAUGAAAAUUUAUUGCUUUCGUUUUGAAAUGAUUUGCUAAUAGACAUUGAAGAGGGGGAGAGUGAACUUACAUUAGAGAUGGUUUUGAGCUUUGCGACAGGUUGUCCAUGUGUUCCUCCAAUUGGUUUCUCGCUUAUUGUCGCUAUGAUUGCAUUUCUUCAUGAUUUGGAGGCAGAUGGUAACAAGUCCAAGUUCCCCAAGGCAAAUACAUGUGCUUUAAAGCUCUACCUUCCUACUGUGCAUUCCAAAUAUAAUGACUUCAAGAACGCAAUGGCUUAUGGAAUAAUGAACGCCAAAGGUUUUGGUUAUUAUUGA
Messenger RNA from Paramuricea clavata, 966 nucleotides. The record is from the annotation of a GenBank genome assembly. Lineage: Eukaryota; Metazoa; Cnidaria; Anthozoa; Malacalcyonacea; Plexauridae.